Hylaeus anthracinus is the source of this 1672-nucleotide messenger RNA. RefSeq names its product lipid storage droplets surface-binding protein 1 (gene Lsd-1). The transcript has 8 exons. Lineage: Eukaryota; Metazoa; Arthropoda; Insecta; Hymenoptera; Colletidae. The record is from RefSeq and is a predicted model, not a curated record. Gene Ontology annotation, biological process: lipid storage; positive regulation of triglyceride storage. Gene Ontology annotation, cellular component: lipid droplet; cytosol. The coding region runs from base 170 to 1333 and encodes 387 amino acids.
CGCACUCUGCGACGUGCAGUUAGCGGCGUGUUCUUCGGCGAAACACCAACUUUUCUGCCUCUCCAUCUGACUUUGCAUCCUGCUACGUUCCGUUAUAUAAUUUCUACGCGAUCGGAACCUUCCCCCGCUACCGGUCAACGUUCCAACGUCCUGAGCGACGAUCUUGGAAAUGGCGCGAACGAAUGCAAAAAGGCGGCACUCCGAUUUGCCACAUUUCGAGUCAGUUGCCAGAAUCUCCAGUCUGCCUAUCGUGGAAAACGGUAUACACAUUGCUGGUAAUGUGUACGAUAGGAUAAAGCGAUCAAAUUCAUUGAUGAACUGGAGUUUGGGCACUGCUGAACAUUCAUUCGCGAUCGCAACGGCAUCGGCGAAGCCAGCGAUCUACGCGCUGAACGGGGCGAUCAUGACUAUCGAUCUGCUGCUCUGCAAAGGUAUCGACAUCGUUGAACAAAGAGUGCCAGCCGUGCACCUACCUCCCCAUCUUAUGUACUGCAACGCACGGGAAUAUGUGAGCAACAAAAUCGUCAGGCCUGUGCUGAUGCGUGCCGGAAGUGUAAAGCAGAUAGGAAGUCAAGCUGCGAACGCUGCAGCGGACAGAUUGGACGAUGCUCUUACUGUCGCAGAUAAAUACGUUGAUCGUUACUUGCCUCCUGAUCCCGCCGACAAAGUUAUAGAUGAAAAUACUCCUUCCAAAUCUGUGAGCAAGGCUACGCGGACCAUUAAACACGGCGCCAGAUUCUCUAGAAAAUUACAAAGAAGAUUGACGCGUCGUACGUUAGCAGAAGCUCGAGCCCUCAAGGAGCAGGGAACAGAGUGCAUUCAUGUACUCCUGUACGUUAUAGAACUGUUAGCAACGGAUCCAAAGCUAGCCUAUCAAAAAGCCAAAGAGUUGUGGGCAACGUUAAGUUUGCCUGAACCAGAAAAUCAAGCUCGGCCAGCAACUUUGGAACAGUUGUUGGUUCUGCUUACUCGUGAAUCCGCACGUCGCAUCGUCCAUCUCGUGAAUGGCACCACAACAUUAGCAAAAAGAUCUCCUCGAGAUCUUGGCAGAAUUUUCGUUAACCUUUCCCACCAACUACUCGCGGUUGCAGACGCCACGUUAAAAAUGGUACCACUCAUCGGCAUGAGGGACGCAACGAAAGCGCGAAUGUCAGUACUCCUUUCAGCUAUACAGAGGCUUAACUCUACAACAAAUCGUUUAUUGGAGCGGUUAGCAGCUUUCUUAGCUGGUCGUCCGACUGUUUCCAAGGUAACACAUGUCCAGAGCCAUCAGCAGAACCACAAUAACCACAUGUCGAUGUCUUCUAAUCCGCCAGUAAAUGGUAUCGAGUAACGUAGUCGCGUUUAAUAGUUGCUCCACAUGAGUGUUUUUUGUUUUUAUUUCAAGGUCAAUGACAAGAAGAAAGAUCUCUGAUCGAAAUUUCACGAGUUAGUAACACGUCCAAUUCGCCGCAAUGACACGGCUCCGAAUCGUAUUCACCACCCUCGGAUAAUAAACGGUCGAUUUCAUUUUUUAUUUUUAUCAAAUGGCACAGUAUAUCGGUGUCGUAUUAGCCUUCAGCUCUCACAUUUUAAUGCCUACUUAACAAUGUUUAUUUCUGAUGCACAAAAUGUAACGUUUAGAGGUAAGAAAGUGUAAAAAUAAAGAUUUGUUUUUCUCUUCAUUCCAGUA